Messenger RNA from Glycine soja, 417 nucleotides. RefSeq lists its product as uncharacterized. Gene Ontology annotation, molecular function: zinc ion binding; nucleic acid binding. The coding region runs from base 1 to 417 and encodes 138 amino acids. The record is from RefSeq and is a predicted model, not a curated record. The transcript has a single exon. NCBI's taxonomy places the organism in Eukaryota, Viridiplantae, Streptophyta, Magnoliopsida, Fabales, Fabaceae.
AUGCUAGUGAAGAAGCUAGUGACCCACAAUCAUGUUAAGCCAUAUUCUACCCCUCUUGGGCAUUAUGGCCACCGCUUUGGGGGACAGAGGACUAGUGAAGGACUUCAACCAGCUGGUGGGAGUUCUCAACCAGUUAACAGGGUGUCUCAGCCUGCUGGUAGAGGUGGUGGUGGUGGUGGUGCUCCUACUAUUGUUUCUACACCACUCAGGUGUGGGAAGUGUGGUCAACUUGGGCAUAUUGCUCGUGAGUGGACAAAUAGAGAGGUGACUUGCUUUAACUGCCAAGGUAAGGUCCACCUCAGUACCAGUUGCCCACAUCUGAGGAAGGAGAAGAGGAGUGGAAGUUUGAAUAACCAGAGUGGACGACUGAGGACCACAGGGAGAGUGUUUGCUCUUAGUGGUGCUGAUGCCGCAUAG